Messenger RNA from Arabis nemorensis, 669 nucleotides. Lineage: Eukaryota; Viridiplantae; Streptophyta; Magnoliopsida; Brassicales; Brassicaceae. The record is from the annotation of a GenBank genome assembly.
AUGGCAAUGAAGAGUCUCUCCUUUCUUGCAGUUCUAUCUCUCUUGGCUUUGACACUUCCAUUGACCAUUGCGUCUGAUCCAAGUCCCCUUCAAGAUUUCUGCGUCGGCGUCAACACACCAGCUGAUGGAGUCUUUGUGAAUGGAAAGUUCUGCAAGGACCCAAGGGCCGUUUCCGCGGAUGAUUUCUUUUUCUCAGGGCUCAACAAACCUGGAAAUACAAAUAACGCGGUCAGGUCCAAUGUGACAACCGUCAAUGUUAACAAUCUCGGAGGAUUAAACACUCUUGGAAUCUCACUUGUCCGUAUAGACUAUGAACCUAAUGGUCAGAACCCACCUCACACUCAUCCACGUGCCAGCGAGAUAUUGGUUGUUCAACAAGGAACCCUACUUGUAGGGUUCGUCUCAUCAAACCAAGAUGGAAACCGCCUUUUCACCAAAACACUUAACGUGGGUGAUGUAUUUGUGUUUCCAGAAGGACUCGUCCAUUUUCAAUUCAAUAUAGGACGAAUUCCCGCGGUUGCAAUCGCUGCUUUGAGCAGCCAAAACGCAGGUGUUAUCACGAUUGCUAAUACAGUGUUUGGGUCUAACCCACCUAUAGACCCUAAUGUUCUUUCAAGAGCAUUCCAACUGGAUCCUAAUGUGGUCAGAGAUCUACAAGCUAGGUUCUAA